AAAAAAGGUGUGUAUAAAUAAGACUUCUCCAGUUCCCACCUCAUCUCCUGGGUUGUUCCUUCGAUCUCUGCUUCUCGUGAUUUUGCGCUGCGCCUCUCUUCUUCCUCUGCUCUGCUUCUCAACGCCAACCGUUCGUUUCUCCUCUCUCCUCUCUCCUCUCUCAUCUCUCAUCCAUUUUUUGUUGUUUCUCUUUCUAUUCUAGAUCCUCUCUCCUUCCCAUUUCUUGCUCUGCAUUUUCCCCCCUUCUCUCCGUCUUCCUUCUCGUCCGAUUUCUCAAGCAGGGGAACGAACAACCAUGAGGUUGAAGGAGGAUUUGCCAAAUUACGCCAACGAAGGGGGGGCUGAAAUGGACCAAUCCAGGUUUCCCCACCACAGGAACCUCGUUGUUGUUGGCUAUGCUCUCACCUCCAAGAAGACCAAGAGCUUCAUGAAACCCAAGCUCGAAAGAUUAGCUAGGAAUAAGGGGAUUCUAUUUGUUGCAAUUGAUCAGAACAGACCUCUGUCGGAUCAGGGGCCGUUUGACAUCGUCCUUCACAAGUUGUCUGGAAAAGAGUGGCGUCAGAUUCUCGAGGAAUAUAGGCAAGCACAUCCAGAAGUGACUGUUUUAGAUCCUCCGGAUGCGAUACAGCAUUUACACAAUCGCCAGUCUAUGCUUCAGGCAGUUGCUGACAUGGAAUUAUCUGACUCCUAUGGCAGAGUAGAUGUUCCUAAACAAUUAGUCAUAAUGAAAGAUGCAUCUUCCAUUUCUGAUGCAGUGGUGAAUGACGGGCUAAAACUUCCUCUUGUUGCAAAACCAUUGGUUGCUGAUGGAAGUGAAAAGUCCCAUGAAUUAUCUUUAGCUUAUGACAAUUACUCCCUCAAAAAGCUCGAGCCUCCUCUUGUCCUCCAGGAAUUUGUCAACCAUGGAGGUGUCAUGUUUAAGGUUUUCAUCGUUGGUGAAGCUAUAAAGGUGGUCAGACGUUUUUCUUUACCAAAUGUCAGCAUGUGGGAGGUCUUGAAAAAUGCUGGUAUUUAUCGUUUUCCAAGAGUUUCUCAUGCUGCGGCAUCUGCUGAAGAUGCCGAUCUGGAUCCUUGUAUUGCUGAACUUCCUCCACGACCUCUGUUAGAGAGACUAGCAAAGGAACUCAGGCGUAGACUGGGGCUUCGUUUAUUCAACCUGGAUAUCAUUCGAGAGUAUGGGACUAGAGAUCAGUUCUAUGUCAUCGAUAUCAACUACUUCCCUGGGUAUGGGAAAAUGCCGGAAUAUGAGCACAUAUUCACAGACUUCCUGUUGGGCCUGGUGCAGAGCAAGUACAAGAAGAGAACAUCUUACUAGACAAUUCUUUGAUCCUCAAACGGUCACGGUCAGUACUCUCCAGAAAAUAUCAAACCUCUCGAAUAAGCGCACAAGGGCAAGGCUUCCAAGCAGGUGCUUUACUUCUGGCAACUCAUACAAUCUUACUUGGCCAAGGGCGGCGGGGGAGAAGCCAAGUAUAGGUGCGGUUUCGUAUGAAAUUGACUACCUGAUUCUGUUCUUUGGUUUCUAGCCAUUAUCUAAUGUUAUUCUCGAUCACAAAGUUGACGAGUUUGCGGUUGGAAGGUGUAAAUAUGCCUUUUUAACUUUGCAUCAAUUAGCCCAAAAUCUGAACUAAUUUUCUCUCCAUCCCCUGCUGCUUCUGUUGGGAGUUACUAGAAUGACUGUAAAUAUUUCCAAGGUAGAAAAGGGAAGUGUUAAAGGGUUGAAUGUAAAUUUUGUUUUAGAGGAAUUAAUUAACGUUAUAACAGCUUUCUUCCUUCAAGGGUUAUCGAAAUAUUUCAAAUAGAA
Messenger RNA from Momordica charantia (bitter melon), 1804 nucleotides. Its product is annotated as inositol-tetrakisphosphate 1-kinase 3. Gene Ontology annotation, molecular function: inositol-3,4,5,6-tetrakisphosphate 1-kinase activity; inositol-1,3,4-trisphosphate 5-kinase activity; ATP binding. Gene Ontology annotation, cellular component: cytoplasm. Gene Ontology annotation, biological process: inositol trisphosphate metabolic process. Lineage: Eukaryota; Viridiplantae; Streptophyta; Magnoliopsida; Cucurbitales; Cucurbitaceae. The record is from RefSeq and is a predicted model, not a curated record.